Dermatophagoides pteronyssinus (European house dust mite) is the source of this 2022-nucleotide messenger RNA. RefSeq lists its product as uncharacterized. The record is from RefSeq and is a predicted model, not a curated record. Gene Ontology annotation, biological process: regulation of transcription by RNA polymerase II. NCBI's taxonomy places the organism in Eukaryota, Metazoa, Arthropoda, Arachnida, Sarcoptiformes, Pyroglyphidae. Gene Ontology annotation, molecular function: RNA polymerase II cis-regulatory region sequence-specific DNA binding; DNA-binding transcription factor activity, RNA polymerase II-specific; protein binding. Gene Ontology annotation, cellular component: nucleus.
AUAAUGACAAAGCAGAUAAUAUUAAUUUAAAAUCAUCAUCAUCAUCAUCUGUGACAAUCAAUCAAAAUAAUAAUCAAAUUACUACCACUAUUACAACUAAUAAUAAUAAUAAUUUACAUACGGGUCGUAAACAACGUGGACGUAAACGUAAAUUACCGAUUUCAAAUAGUAAUAAUAAUAAUGAUAAACAUGUUGAUAAUUCUAAUGAUCUCACCAUUAAUACCACCAAUCAAACUAUUACUACUAAUAAUAUAAUAAAAGCUGCCAAUGGUGAUCAUAACAAACAAUUUAAUGUAACAAAAAUACAUAAAUCAACAUUAUCAACAAAUCAUCAAUCAACAAAUGAUCUAAAUUUGAAUAAUAAUGUUAAAAUAUUAGAAAAACCUAUCAUUGAAUCAAUAUCAUCAUCAUCAUCAUCAUCACCAUCAUCAUCGUCGACUUCAUCAUCAGCAUUAUCAUCACCACCGAAAUCUGAAGAAUUAAAUGAUAGAAAUAAUAAAUGUUCGACAAUAAUGAUGCAGAAUGAACAGAAUUAUACACAAUUGAAAAAUAUAAAUAAUGUACAAAAAACAAUAACUACAAAUGGUAAAUCUAUUGUUGGUUCGUCGAUAACAAUUAAAUCCGAAUCAACAGCUAGUGAGGAUAAUAAUGCAAACAAUGUUCAUAAGUCUUCAGGUUUAUUAUUGGGUGGAAAAUUACUUCGAAAUCGAAAUGCAACAUCAUCGACAGCGACGGAGAAAAAAUUAUCAAUUUCAAAUGAUAAUUGUGAUCAACAACAAUCAACAACAGAAACACCGAAAAAAUCGAAUGAAAAUAUUGAUUAUCAAAUUAAUUCGGAUCAUCAGAUAUUGGAUGAUGAUUUAUUAAAUAAAAAUAAUAGUAAUAGUAAUAGCAGUAAUAGUAAUAGUAGUAACAGUAGUAAGACAAAGAAUAAUAAGAUAACCAAAUCAAAAUUACGAUCAUGGUCACAGCAAAUAUGGCAAAAAAAUCUUGCAGCUCUUAGAUCAGUAUCAUCAUCAUCAUCGACGACCACACCACCACCAACAACAAACACUACAAACAUAUUACCAUCAUGUGGUUCAUCCUCUUCCUCUUCAUCAUCAUCGGAUUCGGUUGAUAACCAUCAAUCAGUAAUUGAUAAUGCUGGUGGUGAUAUUACGGAAACAGCUAAAACUGAUGAAACCAAAACAUUAAAAACAACAACAGCAGCAAUUGUUGAUAGUAAAUAUGAAAUACCGGAAGGCAAUUUGAUACGUGUAGAACCACGUCGUGGUAGACCACCGAAAAUUAAACAUCAUACAUCAUCGACAACAACAACAACAACAACUGCCUCCGCCAUUCAACAGCAACAGGUACAAAAAUUGAAUCCAUUUGUUAUAUCAGCAAAAUCAACGAAAAAAUUAACAAACGGUGGUGCUGUAAAUGGUCAUAAAGGUGUUAAUGGAAAUUCAAACAUCAGCAACGUUGGCGGAAAACAAUCUAUUAAACGUGGUAGAGGUCGACCACCAUUAGUUAAACGUGAUCCAAAAUUAGCAGCAGCUGCAUUAUCUAAUCCAAAAAUGUUAUUCAAUAUUGUAAAAUCAUCAACAACAAAUGUAACAUCUUCUAAUAGUACUGCCGCAACCACAGCCGCCGUUGCGGAUAUUCCCGAUCAAUUAUGCUCAACUUUAUCAUCAUCAUCAACAGCCAAUAAUGAUAAACAAAAUUCUAAAGUUUUAAUACAAAAACAAGAAAAUAUUGAUAAUGAUAAUGAUGUUAAGGAUAAUAAUGAAGAAACAAAAUCAAAAAAGAUGAUUACAAAUGGAACAACAACAAUCGAUACUAUUACUAUUGAAAAUGAUAAUAAUCAAACAUUGAUAGUUGCAAAUAAUUCAAUUUCAUCAACUGUAAAUCAUGCUACAAUUUCCACUUAAAAAAUCAUGAUUUGUUUUUUAAAACAUUUAUUCAUUUUUCCCAUGAAUUGAUCCUAAGAUAUAAUUUUUUUGAUGACAAACAGGAGAAUUCAUUACAAGUUGUUUCAUU